Molecule: messenger RNA, 1122 nt
Organism: Thlaspi arvense
Lineage: Eukaryota; Viridiplantae; Streptophyta; Magnoliopsida; Brassicales; Brassicaceae
Source: the annotation of a GenBank genome assembly
AUGACGAUGAUGCAGUACCUAAUUCCAGAACCGAAAACAAAAGAGAUUUUGUUCGAGAAAGCGUUAGCAUCUGAUGGUCCAGCUACUCUAGUAGAAGUUAAAGAGCUAAGCUCUAAGCGUAAAGCGAUAGAGGAAUCUGUAAACAGAACCAGUAAUGUCACUGAUGCCAUUGCAAGAGAGAUGAACAGAGGACUAACUUCUUCCUCUGAGCAAGAUCUGCAUAAACUUGGACAAUACCUUCCACUACUCUUCAACUUGGUGCAUUACUCUGAAAAGAUCACAAAGGUAUCGGGACUCAAGAUAAGAUGGAGUAGUGGAUUGAUAUCGCAGACACUGAUUCAGCGUAGAUGCCCUAAGUUCUUCCAAGUCGACAACAUAAUGUUCGAGCUUGGAAUGGUACUUUUCGUUUACGCGAUCAAGCUCCGCGAGAGAGCUAUGGAGUUAGUAUCAACAGAUGUUAAGAAAUCGGUAACGCUGUACCGAGAAGCAUCAGGAGCUUUCCAUCAUCUGUCUCAUGACCUUCUUCCUUCUUUACAACCUUCGUUGCCUCAAGGGAAGCUUCCCGAACUAACUCCUCCUCUUUGCUCCUCCUUGAGCCUCCUCUGUUUAGCUGAAGGUCAGGCUGUAACUACAAAGAACGCUGAAGAAAGCGGGAAAAGCGCAAGCCUAUUGUCGAAGCUGCAUUACGGUAUUACACAGAUGCUUUCUGAAGCCUCUGCUUAUUUGUCAUCUACAUCAAACGGUGAAUGUAAAGACUUAUCGUCCCGCUUUCUCGAAUAUGUAUCGACAAUGAGAGCUUUACACGAGCUAAAGAGCCAGAAACACUUGGCAGAGUUGCUUGAAUCCGAAGAACGAGUAGGCGAAGCGGUUGGGAUUCUCCGGCGAGCAUUAGCAGCGGCGAGGAAGAGUGUGCCGUCGAAGGAAGACACGUGGCUAUCGAUAUUCAAGAACGAGAGAGAGGAAGUAAGCAAAAUUUUGGCCAAGUAUGAGAAGCUAAACGAUUCCAUGAUGUUACAGAAGAUUCCGGUAGAAACAGAUUUGCCUGUUCCAAAAGGUGAAAAGAUUGUUAAUCUUAUUGCUUACACUCCCACAAGAUGGGAACGAGAGCUUCGAUUCAAGUAG